Mesorhabditis spiculigera is the source of this 774-nucleotide messenger RNA. The record is from the annotation of a GenBank genome assembly. NCBI's taxonomy places the organism in Eukaryota, Metazoa, Nematoda, Chromadorea, Rhabditida, Rhabditidae.
AUGCUGCCCAGCCACGCGCAGACCACGAUCGUGAAGAUGAUUUGGGACAAAAAGUUGUAUCCGGGCUUGACGAAGGAAGGGCACGAGGUGGUACGGCAGCAAAUCGGCUUGCUCUCACGAUGCGGUCUGGUUGAGGAAGCCAACAGCAAGCCCAGGUUGCUGAAAGCAUUUCGUGACGCUUACCUCAAAGCUUCCGUCCUGGGCGCCUACGGAUGUGCUGGAUUGCGCGCUGUCUCCGAGGGCGACGAGAAAAAGGCGAAGAAGGACAUCACGAAAAACAGCACCGAAAGAUGGGAAUUGGUUUUACGUCCGGUGCAACAAAUGUGGACGUAUAUGAUUGAGUAUUUCAAGUUCGAGCGGCACGGGACGAACGACGUCGUUGAGACCUCGGAAAUCGGCGGCCGCCCAUUCUACCUCGAAGAUUCGUGGACCGAACGGCAGCUCGAAAUUGUCAUGCAUCUACGCGAAAUCGGUCUCGUCUACAUCCGGAAGCGGAAGGACGGCCAUUUCUACCUCUCGCCGCUCCUCUGCAACCCUACGAUUCCGUCGGACGAUAUAGAUACGAGUAUGCAACGAAGAGAGGGGAUGUCUCGUCGUCGAGACAAACUAUCGCGUCUACGCGUACACGGCAUCCAGCUUGCAGCUGGCCAUCUUGUCGACAUUUACCGAAUUUUUGUACAGGUGGGCAUCACCGCCCAGCAGAUCGUCUCCUAUUUGCGGAUGAACGCACAUCGACAAUCGCUCUCUCGCUUCGGACCGAUUCUCUGUGUGUUC